AAACACCACCAUGGGCUGUCACGAUGUCUUAAAUUGGUAUCGCGGACCAAGGGGCAGGAAUCGACUGACACCGUCGAUCCGGCACCUACCGCCCUAUUUAGGUAUCAGUACUAGAACCUAAAUCUCAUUGCCCCUUAGCUCCGAUAAGGAGAACCCCGAAUCACAUAACGCUAGGGAUCUUCCUGACUCCUAUUCUGAUAAGCAUACGACUGCUUUGACUUACACAUUAGUCCGGAAAACAUGGCUACGGCUCGGGCUGUGAAAGUGGCUGCCGUUCAGGCGGCGCCCAUCUCCUUCGACCUCGAAAAGAGUCUAGAAAAACUAACUAGAAUAGUCGGUGAGGCGGCUGGAGCCGGGGCAGACCUUAUCGUGUUUCCUGAGGCAUUCUUGUCCGCGUAUCCAUGGAGAUAUGCGUUUGAUGCUACGAUUGGUGCUCGAGAGCCGCGUGGAAGAGAAUGGUAUGCGAAGUACUAUGAUUCAGCUGUUGCCGUGCCUUCCCCGGCAGUUGAUACCAUCUCGAAGGCAGCCAAGUCCCACCAGGUCUAUAUUCAAGUCGGCAUCAUUGAGAAAGACGGGGGCACUCUGUACUGUACGGCCUUAUUAGUUGGUCGAGAUGGAUCGGUAUUGUUGAAGCAUCGCAAAUUGAUACCCACGGCUGCAGAGCGCCUGGUGUGGGGACGAGGUGCAGGAGAUGGCCUUGGAGUCGUACAAACUGACAUUGGCAAAAUUGGCACCUUGAUAUGCUGGGAGAACUACAUGCCCGCAGCGCGGAUGGCUCUCUACCAGCAAGGAGUCGAAAUCUACAUAGCACCCAACGCGGAUGAUCUACCAUCCUGGAUCGCAUCAAUGCAGCAUAUUGCUAAAGAAGGACGCUGCUUCGUUGUCUCGGUAAAUUCAAUGGUUAAGGUUUCGGAUUUUCCGAAGGACUACCCACCAUUUACCCCUGAGCAUCAUGACAGGAAGCCAGAUGGCUCACAGUGGGAGCCUGACGAUAUUGUUAAUCACGGAGGGUCCUUCAUUGUAGGACCUCUGGGAGUUCCUAUAACCGAGCCGGUAUGGGACAAAGAAGAGAUCAUCUAUGCCGAUUUGAAAAUGUCGGAAGUAACGGAGUCAAGAUUUGACUUCGAUCCGGUUGGUAGCUAUGCUCGCCCAGACGUGUUCACGUUGACAGUGAAUACCAAGCCAGGGACAAAUGUGAGCUUUACCAAAUAAAGCAAAGAAACGGACUGGGCAGUAGAAAACCUGGGAUAACGCCGUUUGAUCGAUAUAGGAGACACGUAGCUGGAUAGGGUGCAUAUUCGAGGAUCCGAGUCUGGACUUUCAUCUACAUAGAUCGUACGUAGAGCACAACCAUGAAUAGAAAAAACCUGGUUUGUAUCCACAGAACGACCCGCUAUGGUGACUCCUUCGAGAAUGAUUGCUCGCCUUCACAUGUGUAACCUAUCUCCAUUGAAGGAUUUCCAAGCACGUGGAACUUGUCCAAUGGCCGGGUGGCGCGGGAUUUUGAGGCUCCUCGGUGUCUCAGUGUCCCAAGCACAAUGGGGACCGAAAGCUCGGGUCGUCCCUGGCAUCUGUAGUAGUAUCUAUGGUGUCAGUGGCGGCGGUCAGCAAUCACACAGGUUUUUCUUUUCUUCGGCGGCUGUUAACACGCAUGACAUGAAUGUGCGGGGGACGCCGUCCCUGACAUCAUGUACCCAGGCUACCUGUGUAUAGGUACGAAUCGCGUAUCGGGAAUCGCGUAUCGCCAUUAGGCAUAGUAUGGGAUUGUCUGGGAUUGUCUGGGAUUGUCUGGGAUUGU
Molecule: messenger RNA, 1798 nt
Organism: Daldinia loculata
Lineage: Eukaryota; Fungi; Ascomycota; Sordariomycetes; Xylariales; Hypoxylaceae
Product: carbon-nitrogen hydrolase
Exons: 8
Coding region: 241-1212 (323 amino acids)
Molecular function (GO): catalytic activity
Source: RefSeq, a predicted model, not a curated record